AUGGGAGAUAGUGCAAACAAUACCAAUAAGGACUCUUCAUCGGAACACAUAAAUUUGAAGGUACAGGGUCAGGAGGGCUCUAUUGUACAUUUCAAGAUAAAGAAGAGCACUCCUUUACGCAAGCUGAUGAAUGCCUACUGUGAGCGCAUGGUUAUUUACUCAUUCGUCAGGGUUAUCAACCCAUGUCUGUCCCUUGAAAUGGAAGAAAAUGACACUAUCGAAGUAUUCCAAGCUCAAACCGGAGGCUGCUGA
Messenger RNA from Echinostoma caproni, 252 nucleotides. Lineage: Eukaryota; Metazoa; Platyhelminthes; Trematoda; Plagiorchiida; Echinostomatidae. The record is from the annotation of a GenBank genome assembly.